Molecule: messenger RNA, 3595 nt
Organism: Dermatophagoides farinae (American house dust mite)
Lineage: Eukaryota; Metazoa; Arthropoda; Arachnida; Sarcoptiformes; Pyroglyphidae
Source: RefSeq, a predicted model, not a curated record
UAAAAACUUUUAGAAUUUAUGUAAACAAAACAAAAAAAAAACAAGUCCGACAAACAAUUUGUUCAUGUUUUUUUUUCUUGUUUACAAUAUGAAAAAAAUCGAACGUUUAGAAAAGAUGGAAAAAAAUUGGCUCCAAACUUUACCAAUUUACCAAUUUUAGUCAGCCGCCACCGCCAACAGCAACAGCAACAACAACAAAGUUUCCAAUGUCGAUAUAUAUUGCAUUGCAAUAAUAACUCUUUCACAAUUUUCACUUGAUUGAGCACACAGACACACGAUUAUUAUCAUCAUCAUUAUCAUCAUCAUCAUCAUCAUCAUCAUCACAUGAACCAAACCAACCAAUUGCAAUUGGAUAAUGAAUUCAUGGGAAUGUAUUUUGUAAUACUGAUAAUGAUUUCCAUGAAUAAAUGUAAACAAAAGUCAUUAAUCAGUCAUUUAAAUAUCUAAGGAAUUCCAAUUUAAAUAAAAUGAUAAUUUUUACAUGAGAAUUUAGACAAAAUAUUUUUAAAUUAACCGCUGUGUAAAUCGAUUGGUGGUUCCAUUGAAUUUAAAAAAAAAAUCAUUCGAAUUCUCUUCAUAUAUGACGUAACCGAAUUUAUAAUAUGAAACGUUAUAUAGCAAUAUUCAAUAUGCAUGAUGAUCUUUGUCCGUUGUUCAAUGUGUUUGUGUUUGUGUUUGUGUGUGUGUAAAACUUCUCACUCAUGUAUUUGUUUCGUUUACUUUGAUCAACGGUUUUUUUUCUAAAUGCUUUAGAUUUCGUAUAUAUAUAACAACAUAUAAUUUCAAUUUCAAUGGUAGUGUGCCACAAACAACCAAACACCGGCAACGAGUCAAAAAUGAUGGCUUCAUCAACAAUUUCAUUCAAUUCAAAUCAUCAUUCAGAUGAUCAAUUUGUUUUAAUUGCAAAAAAUAUUCAAGAUUCAUCAUUACGUGAUGUUCCAAAUUAUGGCAAUAGCAGCAAUACUAAUAAUAUGAUCUCAAAUUCAGUUCACAAUCAUCAUAAUGUUCAUGUUUCAAAUUUAUCAUCAAAUAUGAACAAUAACAAGCCAUCACAACAAGUUUCAUCCCGUCCAUCUACAACAAAUUCAAAUACACAACAACAAAUGAUGAUUAGUCCGACAAUGAAUAGUGGUAAAAGUCGACCAAAUCGCAGUAAACAUUCGAAUCUUCGUGAUCAUCGAUCUAAAUUGCGCCGUACCCAACAACAACAACAAUUGAAUUCAAUUAAUCAACUAAAAGAAUUGGUAUCGAUUGAUCUGUUUUUCAGUGGCUAUUUUGAUCCUGAUAAUGGUCCUGAUAAUCAAAUUGAUAAAAAAUUGAAUCAAUUUGAUGAUUUUUAUAUUAGUCGUACUGUUUUUCCAAGCAUUUUUUGCCAAAGUUGCGAAACCGUAAUGCCAUUAUCGCAAAUUCCAUCUCAUCUUAUUUCACAUUAUUGUCAUGCUUUGAAUAUGUAUGAAAAUGAUUUUUGUCGUCACUGUUGUCGAUCAUUCGAUACAAAUGAAGAACUUCGUAAUCAUAAAUCAGCUGCCAAACAAGAUACUGAUCUUUAUCAAUGUAAUAUUUGUUCAUUGAAAUUUAAUGAUUCACUUGCCUAUGUUAAACAUAUGGCUUUCAACCAUGAUCUUUGUUCAUUUCCAUAUCGUUGUCCCCAAUGUGGAUUCCGUUCAAUGGGACGCAAAUCGUUUGUUACUCAUGUGGAAAAGUGUCAUUUUUUGAUUCUAUGUCCAUUUUGUUUACAACCUACCGAUUUACAUUUCAACGCUUUCCGUGAUUCUAGUAAUCGUGAUCCUGAACGAGUAAAAAGAAAUUUAAAGCUCUCUAUCAAUGAUUUGAUGAUACAUCUUGUUCAACAUUUGAAUAUGGCAGAUAAAUUUGCAUGUCACCGUUGUCAAUGUUGUUUCUUAAGCCAAGUAGAUCUCGAUGAUCAUCAACACAAUCAUGAGCUUCAAAAAUUGCCCAAAAAACCUUGGCGACAAAUGGAUUUUUCUGAUGAAUAUCCGAUGAAUCAUUUACCAUCACAUCAAUCUCGUGUGUUUUUUUCAUUACCCAUUCAAAAGACAUCUUCACGUCAUUCGUCAAAAUUACACAACAACAAAACACAUAGUUUAAUGGAUCGACGAAGAACACGUAAUUCGAUUUCAGCCUGUUCAAAGGAUCCAGAAUCCGUUCAGCUUUAUUCACUUGCUGAUCAAUUGAAAACGCAACCAGAUUUAAAACUACCAUUGAUAAUUGAUGCAGUAGAUCGACGAUCAUUAUCGAAUAAGAAACCGACUAAUGAACCCCUUUGCGAUUUUCUCAAUAAUAACAGCCUUUGUUUAUUGCUCUAUAUACGAUAUUUGGCUCGAAAAAAUAAUUUCUUUUUUAAUUCAUCAAAAAUCUACAUCGCUAAUCAUCAUGAAUCAAUCAUGCAACAAGAUGAAAACGAUCAUUGUAAUCCUUUUGAAGUGAUGAAUUUACUGAAAAAUUAUAAAUGUUCAUCAUGUUUUUCAUCAAUUCAAGAUCUUAAUGAACAUUAUACAGCGAAAACAAUUUAUUGUUCAGAUUAUUGUCCAUUCAAUACUAAUUGUUAUCGUGCAUUAUAUUUACAUGUAAAAAGUGUAUAUGAAAAACCACAUUCAAAAAUUUUUGAUUCAAUCGUUUUUUCAAAAUAUUCUGAUCCAAAAUGUAUAGAAGAUUUGGAUCGUACAAAAGUAACACCAAAACAUAUUGAACAAGCAAGAGAAUUUGAUGAAAAUUAUUCAUUAGAAAGAGAAGUAGAAGAGAUAACUAGUGAAUUUCCAAAUGAUCCUUGUCCAUUCUAUAUUAAUGUCUGUAUGCAAUGUGCUACUGUAUUUCGUAAUUUCAAACACGCCGCAUUACAUUGUAUCCAGGUUGGUUUACAGCGCCCAAACCAAAAUUUUAAAUUGGGCCAAGUGAUGAAUUCACCUCAAACACAUGUGAUCUAUCAUCGAAGUUUAAUUCGAGUCUUCCGUUUUAUUAAUGAAGAAGUUCGAGAACAAAUUUUAAAAAAUAAAAUUCAAGCAUAUACGGAUCUCCUAGAACCGAAUCGAAAUUUUAAAAAACAAAAAAUAACCGAUGGAGAAGAUGACUUUGAUAAUAAUGUACCUGGUCCUAGUAAACGGCCUAAAAAUCAAAAUACAAAUAGUCCCACAAAAAAAAUAUAUAUUCCAAGAGAUGAAUCGGAUGAAUCAUUAUCACCGUCUAGCCAUGAUUCAGCUCCAGAGUUGAAUUCCGUAGACCAAAAUGAAAACAGUAAUGAAACAAAAAAACGUAGUAGAAAAUGGCAACAAAAAGAUGAAAAUGACAAACAUAAACGAAAACGUUCAUUGUCAACAUCAUCGUCAUCAUCUUCAAAAAGUCGAGGAAAACCACGACGAAAUUCAACAAAAAAGAAUUGAUCAAUGAUGAAGAUGAUUAAAUUUGAAACUAGCUUGAUGAAAGUUAAAGAUAUCUAAAUCAUUUUUUUUCAUUUAUUCCCAAAAUUCGACUUAUGAAUAAACUUGUCACUGAAAUGAAUGUUUUUUUUUCGUUCUUUUGUACCAUGUUUAUCAUACAGAUGUAAUAAUUUAAUAAAAAAUUGAUUGAUUGUGAUUGA